Molecule: messenger RNA, 1762 nt
Organism: Heterobasidion irregulare TC 32-1
Lineage: Eukaryota; Fungi; Basidiomycota; Agaricomycetes; Russulales; Bondarzewiaceae
Gene: GOX1
Product: glycolate oxidase
Exons: 18
Coding region: 73-1584 (503 amino acids)
Biological process (GO): lactate metabolic process
Molecular function (GO): L-lactate dehydrogenase (cytochrome) activity; heme binding
Source: RefSeq, a predicted model, not a curated record
CGAUACUCCAUCCUUUGGGUUUUUCAGGGACCAUAACUUUUCUAAGUGUUCCCCAGGACUUGCUGUCGAAUUAUGACCUCUCCAAUCUCAGGAAAGACGGUGGCCGAGCACAAUUCGCGCGAGAGUUGUUGGAUCAUUGUACAUGGAAAAGUUUAUGACGUCACAGAAUUCCUUGAUGAACAUCCCGGUGGCAGUAAAAUCAUUUUAAAAUACGCGGGCAAGGAUGCAACCCAGGAAUAUGAUCCCAUUCAUCCGCCAAACGCAAUCACCGACAACCUUCCCCCAGAGAAGCACUUGGGCUCUGUCGAUAUGGGCACCGUCGAAAAGGUGGAAAUCAAGGUCACCGACGAGGAGAAAGAGCGAUUGGCGAGAAUGGGCGCGAGACCCUCGUUGUCCGAGAUCCUUAACUUACACGAUUUCGAGGCAAUCGCGAAACUAGUGAUGCCCGAGAAAGCGUGGGCAUACUAUUCGUCGGCAGCAGAUGAUGAAAUUACGAACCGCGAAAACCACGCUGCAUACCACCGGAUAUGGUUCCGCCCACGGAUUCUGCGAGACAUGACUGUCGUUGACUGGUCAACGACAAUUCUCGGCUACAAGUCGACGAUGCCUGUCUACAUUACAGCAACCGCUCUCGGAAAACUCGGCCAUCCAGACGGCGAGCUUAAUCUGACAAGAGCAGCGGCUAAGCACGGUGUCAUCCAGAUGAUUCCGACACUGGCGUCUUGCGCCUUCGAUGACCUGGUCAGCGCUGCUGCGCCUGGCCAAGUCCAAUUCCUCCAGCUGUAUGUAAACAAGGACCGUAAAGUUACGCAGAAGUUUGUUCAACAUGCAGAAGAGCGCGGAAUCAAGGCGUUAUUUAUUACGGUCGACGCGCCUCAACUCGGCCGUCGCGAGAAGGAUAUGCGCAUGAAGUUCGAAGCAGAAGAUCCGGACGAGGUGACCAAGGCGGGCGAGAACGUCGACAGGUCACAAGGUGCCGCAAAAGCUAUUACAGGAUUCAUCGAUCCAGGUCUGAAAUGGGCGGAUAUAUCAUGGUUCAAGAGUAUCACGAAGAUGCCCCUCAUCCUCAAGGGCGUUCAGUGCUGGGAGGAUGCGCUCAUGGCAUACGACGAAGGUCUUGCCGGAGUCGUUCUCUCGAAUCACGGUGGCCGCCAGCUUGACUUUGCGCGGUCAGGAAUCGAGGUGCUUGUCGAGGUCGUGCAGAAGCUAAAGGAGGAGCGCGGGCUGAAGUUCCCGAACGAUAAAUUCCAACUGUUCGUGGAUGGCGGGGUGAGGAGGGCGACGGACGUAUUGAAGGCUAUCGCGUUAGGUGCUACGGCAGUGGGAAUUGGCCGGCCGUUCUUGUAUGCAUUCUCCGCUUACGGCGUGGACGGCGUGGACAAGGCGCUUCAAAUUUUACACGACGAGUUUGAGAUGAACAUGCGUCUGCUGGGCGCCAACACAAUCAAGGACGUCGUCCCCGAGAUGGUAGACGCGUCGUCGAUUCACUCGCACAUUGUGGCCGUCCCCGGAGAUCGUCUUUACGAUGCCAACUACGAGAGCAUGCAGCACGCUCGCUUGAAGGAGCUCAAGGCCAAGCUGUGAGCUCGACCACCACUAGUUCCGGAUCCCCCUUUGCUGUUUCGAUGGGGAAGUGCGCAUUGCUAUAUAUCGCAGAGGGUUUAUGUUGCACUCGAUGAUGUCUGUCUAGAUUUGAUACCACUGACCUGUAUAUUCACCAGACCCGUAACGUCGUAUCGCUAACGUUGCCAACUCUCUUUGA